Molecule: messenger RNA, 3401 nt
Organism: Paramacrobiotus metropolitanus
Lineage: Eukaryota; Metazoa; Tardigrada; Eutardigrada; Parachela; Macrobiotidae
Product: atrial natriuretic peptide receptor 1-like
Exons: 22
Coding region: 63-3194 (1043 amino acids)
Biological process (GO): intracellular signal transduction; protein phosphorylation; cGMP biosynthetic process
Molecular function (GO): protein kinase activity; ATP binding; peptide receptor activity
Source: RefSeq, a predicted model, not a curated record
UCUACGUUAACCCAUUUUGUUUUAAUGCUCCUUUCCCAAUGUUCUGCCGGUAGAAAUAAACAAUGCGAUUAUUAGUCGCUGCUCACCGUAGUAAAAAUAUUAUUACUCUGGUGUAUUUCAUAUUUUUAUUGCGUAUUUCUUACUGUGAUGCCAAACUGCCGCGGUUGGUUAUCCCCACGGUAUUCGCUUAUGACAGUGUGCAGCACCAGAUACCAUGGCAUAUUCGCGGAUUCAUCCUGGGCGUGGAGGAGCUGCGCGCCAGAUUAGCCGGGCGGCUGGAGAUUACCCACAAGAUCAUCUUCGCCAAGAAUGUAUCGCAGUGCGCGGACGUUAUGGCCCGCGUGGUUACCUGGGCGUCGCAGGUGUUUUAUCCGGAAAGGAGUAAAAACAACUCCGUUAUUUUCUGCAGUCCAGGUUGCUUUCAAGAGAUAUUACAGCUGGGAGCCGUUGCACGAGAAUGGAACGCAUUGUUCGUAACCACGCUGGGCAGCAACUACGUGGUGACCCCGACCACCUAUCCGACCAUCGUCUCCAUGUCCUACCGCCAGCAGCGCUCCUUCGCCGAGUUCCUCAUGCGGCUCUUCCACAAGUACGCCUGGCGCACCAGUAUGUGGCUGUGCGACCAGGACCAGACCGUGUCGGCCUUCACCUCCUCCACGUGCUCCAACGCCGGCAAGAUGAUGCAGGAGAACCACGCCUACGUCACCAAUAUGAUCGACUUCAAUUCCCGCAUGAAGUGGGACGCAGGGGAACUGCUGCAGAAGGUGACGACACUGGCCAGAGUGAUUAUUUUAUCUGCCACGGCUGAUAUUGUGAGGAAAUUCAUGUUGGCGGCUGCCAAGCUCGACAUGAUUUCCGGUGAUUAUAUUUUUAUUACCGUACAAGAGCUCUCUGAAUCUUUCCUGGAAUGGCGAUUAAACGAUGCCGAUGACGCGGCGUUAAUCGCGGCGUACCGGGCGUUAUUCGUCGUCACCAUCCAGAAUCCCUUCAACGCCACACAACUAGCCAUCUUUAACGAGCGUCUGGCCGCCGUGGAACAAUCCGAUUACAUACAGGAACUGCUGCGUAACGGCACCAUCCGUCCACAAGAACUGCAUGACGACACGAAACCGUACAAUAUCGUCGGAUACGAGGCAAUCAUCGCGUUAAGCACGGUGCUAUCCGAAGCGGUGGAUGCCGGUGUGUCGCUUAAUGAUGGGAGGAGUUUGGCGCGCAUGUUCUACAACCGUUAUUUUCAAAGCAAUUACUCCACGUUCUAUGUGGAUGCGACGGCGUUACGGGUUUCGCCGAUGAUUGUGCGGGAUUUUGACAUAAACUCCACUUUAUUUAAGACGGUUUUAAUUGGAGAAGUGCAUCCGGAAGGAUACAACUUGGUGCCCCUCAACGGAACCACGAUCGACUGGGGACCGGCGUUUACGCAGUCACCACCCGAUGAACCACGCUGUGGAUUUCUCAACACACGGGCAAUAUGUUUCGAUAACAGUCAAAGCCGAACAGCCACAAUCGCCGGGGCAGCCGCGGGCGUGAGCGUAACCGUGAUUUUAAUCGGUGCCGGCGUGGCGAUCUGGAUUUACGGAAGAAGGAAAGAGCUCGACGACAAGUGGUGGGGGCUGGAUCCGGUGCUCUUGAGCGCGGACGAUGGAAACAGUUACGACUACAUUGAAGAAACGGUAAAAGCGAUAUCUUUUCGUCCAGGGAGGACAUACUUUUACGCCGGAAAUAAAGUGUUUCUCCACAUUGUCCGUGAUCCAAUUCACCACAGCGGGUCAAAGAGUCACUUGACAAUCCUCAACCAAAUGCGAGAACUGAAUAAUCACGCUAAUAUCAACGCCUUUCUCGGAAUCUGGGAGUGUAAUCCGGAAAAGACACUCUUAGUGAGCAAGUGUUGCGAAAAAGGAACGCUAGAAAAUCUCCUGCAGAAUCCCAGCAUCGAUAUCGACUUAUCGAUGCAGAAAUCCCUCAUUUGGGACUUGCUAAAGGGUGUGGCUGCUAUCCAUGCAUCGCGUCUGCUGUUCCACGGAUCGCUAACGGGUCAAAAAUGCUGUAUCGAUAAGCAUUUUGCCUUAAAGAUUUGUGAACUUGGGUAUGAUCGACUGUACGGCAACAUUCAAGCCCUUUCCCGACCGGAGACGACAACCGUUGACGCAGUGUACAGUGCGCCGGAACUGCAGAGUCGGAUGCCGGUUUUCUCGCCCAAAGUCGAUAUCUUCAGUGUUGGUGUGAUUAUGGGGGAAAUACUGCUGCAUCAUGAUCGGAGCCAACAGGAAUCGCUGGGUCUGCACAGUACAACAGAGCUUAUUGGUUUAAUGAUUUCCGGCAAAAUUAAAAGCGCCUUAAAGAUCUCUUUUCCCGGUCAUGACGAUCUGCUACAGACCUGCUGGAAGACGGAUCCGACCAUGCGGCCCACUAUUCAAAAGGUCAUGGCCGCGUAUAAGCACUUAGCCGGUCCGGCGCCCACUAAUCUCGCCAACAUCAUUAUGCACCGUCUGCAGCGGUACAGCGACAACCUGGAAAACGCCGUUGCCGAGCGGAUACACGAUCUGCGCCGGCAACAAACUAUUGUCGAUGAACUGCUGUGCCAAGUGAUGCCUGAAAUGAUUGUCCGCGAGCUCCGAGCCGGACACACCGUGCACCCAGAGUCCUUCGAUCUGGUGACCUUGUGCUUCACAUCCUUUGAUGGAUUUGCUCAAUUUGUCCAAACGGCGCGACCGCAAAACGUCCUGGAAUUCCUGAACGAAAUGGUGGUGACGUUUGAUCGCGCCGUGACGGCGCAUGAUGUGUACAGGGUGGAGAUCACGGGAGACUCCCAUGUUCUUGCCAGCGGAGUGCCUUACCGUAAUGGAACCAGCCAUGCCGCACAAAUCUGUGAUAUUGCUGUGAAGCUCCUGCGUGUGUAUUGGGACGGAGCGAAGAAUGCUAGCGAACUCCGAGUCCGUGCUGGAGCGCAUAGUGGUCCCGUUGUCACCGCUGUUGUUGGUACCAAGCUUCCAAAAUAUUCAUUAGUCGGAGAUACGAUUAACACGGCAUCGCGGAUGAUGUCUUCCGGUGCCGCGUCCAAACUGCAAAUAUCGGAAGCUACACAUAAAGUUCUGCAGAAUUCCAAACACGACGAUUAUGUUUUGGAACAACGUGGUACCACAGAAAUCAAGGGAAAGGGAAGCAUGAUGACGUAUUGGAUAUGCCCAGUGCUGUGACCAGAAAGGAUGACAGGACUUAACAUAAGAUUUCAGAAAUUCUUGCCGGCAGCAUCGGCUUGUCGCUAUACCUUGCUUUGCAUGGUCUCGUUCGCUGUAUUUACAGUAAACUCAAAGUUCUUACGUCAGUUAGGUAGAUCGCUUUUUAUACAAUGCAGAACCGUUAACAAAAACACAAUGACUGAAGCAGUUGUGGAGGCGCGAAAC